UAAAUAGAGAAAAAUAGGAGAAAAAAAUUUUGAAAGUCAGCUUCAUAGUCCAUAGGAACUAAGCAAAGGCGAGACCCGAUUUUACCGCGUUUCGGAACACCCAAAUCCCCCCGAAUCUCUUUCAAGUCAAACCACCGUCAUCUCCGCCAUGGACUUCCACCGUAACCCCUCCGCAAACUCUGCCUCUUCUUCCACCUCCUCCACUUCCUCCGCCGCUGCUCACCACCAACCUCCUCCUUCCUCCGCCACCGACAACGAUCCGAUGCAUUCAUGGUGGGAAUCCGUCUCCAAACAACGUUCGCGCAUCCUUUCCCUCGCCGCUCUCCUCCCUUCCGAUGGAGUCGCCGUUUCUUCCUUGGCUGAUUCUGACCGUCCCGCUGUCUCCCUACUCUCGUCGCCCUCCACUUACUCUUUGAUUUCCUCCGCCCUUUCUUCUCCUAAAUCCGGCUCUGGCUCCGACCGUCUCUGCCAAUGGCUUUACGAAACUUUCCAAUCUUCCGAUCCUCAUCUCCGCCUUCUCGUCCUCUCUUUUCUACCUCUUCUUUCCGGCAUCUACCUUUCCCGUGUCCACUCAUCGGAUUCUUCUUCUCUGCCAUCGCUUGCCGGAUUCGAAGCCGUUCUCCUCGCUGUUUACUCUUCUGAAGCGAAAUCUCGUGCCGGGAAACCACUUCUCGUUCAAAUUCCCGACCUAUCUCAACCUUCUCUUUACCACGCUCCUCGUAACAAGCCUGUUGACGACAGAUCUAGACAAUCCGUGGGCGUUUUAUCACCUCCACUGGAGCCACACUUAGCCGUUAAGUCAACUAAGCGAGCCAUCAUCGUUGGAACCGCACUUGAUUGCUAUUACAAACAAGUAUCUCAAAUGCCGGCUUGGUCUAAACUGGAUUUCUGCAAAUUCGCCGCCGCUUGGGCGGGGCAAGAUUGUCCUUGCAGAACAAAGCUUGACAGAGAUGAAGAUAACCACCAUGAAAACGGCAACGUAAACGGUAAUGGUCACAUUCGCCUCUUAAGGGAGGAUUCAGGGUUUAGCAACGGAACAAGAAGCGGCGACGGAGAUGAAGUGGACUAUGAGGAUGAUGUGAUUAAGGAAGUGGUGGUGGUGGAGAUGAACAAUUUGGGAAUUAAUGAAGAGAAUUUGGAGACAAAGGGUGUGAGGAUCCCGUUACCUUGGGAACUUUUGAGGCCGGUAGUGACAAUUUUAGGGCAUUGUUUGUUUGGUCCUUUGAAUUCCCAAGAUGUGAAGGACUCCGCCUCGGUCGCGGUUAGGUGUUUAUACGCGAGGGCAUCUCAUGAUUUGGCACCCCAAGCGAUCUUGGCAUUGCAGAGUCUGAUAAGGCUUGAUAAGAAUACAAGAGCAGCUGCAACAACGGCUGCUACGGUGACAACGAACUCUUCUUCGAAUGCUAACACUCCUAGCAAGGCUAAGAAGCCCGAAAUCCUAUUGGUUUCCAAGUGAUUUCAUGGUUUUGCUUUUUGAGGUAAUGGAUGUGCAUAGUGUUUUAAGCUUCUGGUAUCUUUGUGUAGGAUAAUUCACACUUGUGGAAAUUCAAUUUUACUACUAUUAGUUUAGUUAUCAUCCUUAAAAUUGUAUUGAUUCUUAAGGUCUCAAAUUCGAUGCUUGUGGAUUCUGAUUGUUUAAGAUGUGUGGGUUUAUAUUGAAUGAGUUUGGAUUGAUUAAA
Gossypium arboreum is the source of this 1679-nucleotide messenger RNA. RefSeq lists its product as uncharacterized. The transcript has a single exon. The coding region runs from base 149 to 1456 and encodes 435 amino acids. Gene Ontology annotation, cellular component: plasma membrane. Gene Ontology annotation, biological process: phosphatidylinositol phosphate biosynthetic process; protein localization to plasma membrane. NCBI's taxonomy places the organism in Eukaryota, Viridiplantae, Streptophyta, Magnoliopsida, Malvales, Malvaceae. The record is from RefSeq and is a predicted model, not a curated record.